This is a messenger RNA of Physeter macrocephalus (sperm whale), 978 nucleotides long. RefSeq names its product alanine and proline-rich secreted protein Apa-like. Bases 1 to 978 code for a protein of 325 amino acids. The record is from RefSeq and is a predicted model, not a curated record. NCBI's taxonomy places the organism in Eukaryota, Metazoa, Chordata, Mammalia, Artiodactyla, Physeteridae. The transcript has 3 exons.
AUGCCCCCUUCCAACCCCGCGUCCGGGGUGGGACAGCCGAGGAGGAAACCAGUGAGGGCGAACAGGCGCUCGCGGGCAGGGCGACUCGCGGCGCCCUGGGUGCUGGUCUCCAGCUUGGAGGCGGGGACUCCCCGGGCGCGGGCGGGCGAGCCCGGGGCGCAGCUUUGCACCGCGCGGGGCUCGCCUGCACCCCAACCGGCGCGCGCCCCCGCGCCCAGCCGCCUCCCGCGAGCGCUGAGCCCUCGCCCGGAGCCCGCGCGCCCUGGGCCUCCGCUCUCCCGUCCCGCCCCUAUUCUUCCGCCAAAACCUUUGACCAGAGUCUUCCUGCCAACAUUCCUAAAUCUCUUUUGCCAGCUCUUUGCGCCAGAGGCUUUCUGCAGCAGUUCCCGGAAAGCCCUCGGGGAUGGAACUGGGGGGCAUCCAGCCCACAGUGAGGACGCGCCGCCGUGGGAGGCGGAGGUGGGGAGGAGCUGGAGGGCCGGCGUGACCUUGGCCUGUGGUCUGAGCUGGUACCGGUGCCCUCUGACCCGGAGGAGAGGACACCAGAUCUCGGGUAACAAUGGAGCCCGCGGCGCGCGGCGGGCACCCGAGCACGCCAGGCGCCCAGCAGCGCGCCCCUUUACCGGGCAGGGAGGCCGGGUGGGGCUGCAGCACAGCCUCGCCCGCGCGAAUCUACUGACUCGGCUCUACGUGGCAGCGACACUGCCGACCCUCGCCCGGCUCCGGGGUGCGUUCCCCACCCCUGCCGCGCUUUCCUCAGCCCCUCCGGGCCUGACCCGCAGCGUCCAGGGGAGCCCUGCUGCUCCUGCCCCAGGUCACUACCCGGCCGCCCCGGGCGCCUCCCGGGCGUUCGGAGUUGCGAGCAGCUGCCGCUACCUCCCGAGCGCCCCGCACGCCUCGGCGGCGGAUCCCCAAGAUCCUGGGCGAGCUGCCUCGCUCCUCCCCGGGGGUCCGAGCGAGCACGCCGAGGUUGGCUAG